AUGACGGAUGAUUAUUCUGUCCUUGUAAGUUCAGGAAGUCGAAUUGUAAAAGGUGGUGAUGAAAGUGAUCCCAAGAAUGACAAUGAAGUGAACGCAAGUGCUGUAGCGCCUGAAGAACCCAAUGUGCCGCAUUACAUUGUCAAUCUGAAUAUGUAUAACACCAGUACUGAUUUAGAUGCUCUGAAUACGUUGCCUAUCCACACUUCUGUUCCUGGUGUGAGUGAAUCUUCUGCUGCCCUGCAAACUCCCGAUAUGAACUCGUCUAUUAAUGUGGAUAACAAUGUUGCUAUGAUGUGUGGGAUUAAUUCCACAGGAAGAUCUCACCAGUUCUUUAUGCCCGCUAUGCGUUCCAAAGCACGUGGUCGCGGGCGAUUUUCUUCUGUUCCAUUGGAUGAUGUCAUGGAAAAGAAGAUACGCACAUAUGAGGGCAAAGACUGUGUGCAAGAGUUGGCAAAAUUGUUAAAACUAUUUCCUCGCUUUAAGAGGGCCCCAAAGGCUGAAUCAAAACGAUCAACAGACUCAAAGACUCCUACGCGUCCUGAAUUACCUCUGCAGUCACAAGCUUUCUUAUGUAUGGGGUUACCUUUGGGCCGUUGUCCCCCUCAUGUCGCUAACUCACUUUAUCGUCGAGUUAUUGUCACACCUGAAGGCACUGUUGAAUCUGCCGAUGAACAUGAACAGAAAUUUCUAAACUCCACAGGUUUAUCAAGUUCUGUACUAGAAUCACCAUCUCUACACUGUGAACCACCUCGGCCUAGACCAUCAUUGUUCUCUGGGCUGAAAUUAUCGCCUUUGUCAACGGUGUUACCUCCUAUUCAUCAACUUGCUCAGUUCAAGCGGUUCCCACCGAGUUCCUCAGAAGAACAGGCACUAACAUCGGAUAAUGUUGAACCACCAAAUCCUGAAGAGACGACACCUCAACAACCUGGCAAUAAAUUCUUUCGUACAGACCAUGUUGGAGAGGCACAAAAAAGAAACGUGGAUACAUAA
This is a messenger RNA of Heterobilharzia americana, 990 nucleotides long. Lineage: Eukaryota; Metazoa; Platyhelminthes; Trematoda; Strigeidida; Schistosomatidae. The record is from the annotation of a GenBank genome assembly.